Molecule: messenger RNA, 4065 nt
Organism: Diachasmimorpha longicaudata
Lineage: Eukaryota; Metazoa; Arthropoda; Insecta; Hymenoptera; Braconidae
Gene: MnM
Exons: 7
Coding region: 214-3795 (1193 amino acids)
Molecular function (GO): protein binding
Source: RefSeq, a predicted model, not a curated record
CCGUGCCAGUAGUGCUACCAGUGCUUUAUUUCCGUCGAAUAGAGCUUUUUUUAUUUAUUUAUACAAUUGACACUGCAGUGGCAGCACAAACGAAAUAUCUCCGAGGUGAUACUCGAUGUUACAUCUCGUAUUCUCUCAUGUUUUUGGCAGCGCAGUAUCAGUGAACCUGGGAAAAUUAAAAAAAAAUCAAAAGCAAAAAUAGGAAGCUGUAGGAUGGGAAAUACAUCGACGAUAAUCUCACGUAGAAAUUCAUCACCAACAGGAAAUAGUGUUAAACGAGUUCACUGGGGUGGCUCAGGAUUGCCUGGACCCCCUGGUAAACCGAUUCUGAUACCAUCAUUCACUGAAGACUCACAACCGAUUAUCGUUGGAAUUCGAUGGGAAAGAUCUGCUUACAAUGGAGGCUCUGCUAUCAUAGGUUAUUUGGUGGAGCAUCGACGGUUGGGUUCACCCCACUGGGUGAGAUCAUCCCCAGGUCUCUGUUCAUUUCCAGAGCUCACGUUGACCGGUCUCGAACCAGGAUGGAGAUAUCAAUUUCGCGUGAGGGCACAGAAUACUGUUGGCCUAUCUCCCACCAGUGAAGUGUCUGAUCCAUUAACAGUGACACUUCAACGUACAGAAGCAGCAGCGCCAGAUUUCAUAACAGAAUUGAAGAAUACGAUCGUCUUGGAGAAUGACCAGGUGGAAUUCAUCGUACACUUUUCGGGAACACCAAUACCUAAAAUAUCGUGGUUCAAGGAUGGCUUCGAGAUAUUCAGUAGUCGACGUACGAAGAUCAUUACUGAGAACGGUAGGAGUAGUCUAGUUAUUCAUCAAACAGCUUUAAAUGAUGAGGGAGAAAUAAAAUGUACAGCUGUGAAUAAGGCAGGUCAUGUCAGCACGCGGGGAAAGCUCAUUUUACAAGCGCAUCCUAAAAUACGUCUUCCACGACAGUACGAAGAUGGUCUCUUAUUUGAGAAAGGUGAGACCAUUAAAUUGAAAAUAUCAAUCGCUGGACGACCGUUUCCAUCCGUCACGUGGUAUCAUGACGGUGACAUAAUUGAAGCUGACGACAGGCAUAUUAUGGAAUCAAUAGACACUGGAGAAUUUUCUUUGACAAUUUUGUCAGCAGAAAGAAAUGAUCGAGGGGAAUAUACGAUGAAAGCUUCAAAUAAAAUUGGUGAUGACAGUUCAUCGUUCCUCGUUACUGUGACAGAUCGUCCUGCUGCUCCUGGAGCCAUAAAAAUCAUCAUGACUCUGGGUCGAUCUGUGACUCUCUCGUGGUCCGAACCUGACGACGACGGCGGUUGUAAGAUAGGAACAUAUAUUGUCGAAUAUUAUAGGAUUGGUUGGAACGUGUGGUUGAAGGCAAACACAAGUCGCAGACCAGAAACCACUCUUGUUGAUUUAAUCGGUGAUUCAGAAUACAAAUUUCGAGUUAAGGCAGAAAACCCAUACGGUGUGAGCGAUCCCAGUGACGAAACUGAUAUUGUAUUCAUUCCUCAGACGAAGGAGAGUUCCAGCAAGAGCGUACCAUCACUCAUUGGAGGUGUGAAAAUCCACGAAAAUCAGCAGAACAGCCGAGGCAGAAGAUUAGAAAAACAAAAUGAGAAUGACAUUAAAAAAACCCAGAUAAGAACGCGAAGUUUAACAAGAGACGAGGCGGCAGCGAGCCACCAACAUUCUGAAGAAUUUCAUCACCAACAGUUGCAGACAAUGACUUCAAGAUCAGUUUCUGUGCAACGUUUGGGAUCUGAUACCGUAUUGACAAAAACUUCACGAUCAGACAGUCGAGUGACAUUUUCAGAUACCGUAUUUCUUCAUGAAGAGAAGCCAUUAGAAGCUCCAUUGGCCCCACGUCCGGCCCCACGAGCAUCAAAACUGGACAGACAUUUGAAAGCUACUGCUGAAAAAAUGGAUCUGUCCGCUUCAAAGGGGACAUCACCUCCUAAUCCUGAUAAUUCAUCUCCUCCUAGCUAUCUCCAUUCGAAUGAAGAAACCGUCUUGCCCUCUCUUCCAAGGACGUCAAGCGCUUCAUCAGUUAAAAAACCGGACGACGACGGAAAAAACGAUGAAGAAUUCAUGUUGAUAUUGUACCCGAAUACCGACGUCGAUUAUACGAAAAAGGACACGAAUAGAGAAUACACACCUGAGCUAGAUUGUAAUUUUGAAAAUGAUGAUGAUUUACUACCUCCACCGAUGUCACGCUCACUACCAGAAUUAUUCAGUGCAGAUCAUCAUCUCAUCGAAAUAAUGAGAGAAGCUUUUAGUUCAACCGAAUUACUUCAUGAACGUGCCAUCGAGAGGUUCCAAAGGGCUGUAGCAAUGGAGGAAGCUAGCACAAAAAAAUAUCCUUUCAACACUGAAAAUUUGCCUACAAAUCAAUUCAGAAAUUUACGUCCACAGAGGAUAUCCACAGCAGAGGAACUACCCACACCUUCACCUCAUUUUGAUACCCCACUAGUGUUGAAUAAAAGAAGAUUUAGCGAGGGACAAGUACCUCCUGCAAAUACUGAUGACAAUCUAGCAAUUACUUCACCACUGACUGUUUCCUCAGAUCCUAAUUUAGUAGAUUUCAAUUCAAACCAACAGUCGCAAUAUGAAAUUCACGAACCACUUCUGAAACCUGCGACGAGUCUUCGACGAUGGGACGAUGAAAACUUGCAUUCAAUGACUGGAAAUGAUACGUCAGAAGAGGAGUUUUCAUCGGAUGACGAAAAAUUACUGUCAAAUAACGUCUUAAUUACGGAAUAUGCGCAAAAGGAUCCAGGAAUAAAUCCAGGAAGUGGAGUAGUUUUACAGCCAAAGUCAAUUCUUAAAAAAAGGGUUGAUGACGUGCCAGGACCAUUCACCAUCUCCUCACCUACACCAAAAACCCAAUCAGCUGAUGGGAAACAUUUUGGUGAUGUCACACGUCUGAAUAAUCCCUCUGACACUGUGGAACUACCUGUCGUGUCUGAUACAGAAAACGAUAACGCUAGUCUGAUGAUCGCAGCUGAAGUAGCUCAGAAUCGUCGAAAAUUAAGUGCAAAGUCUUCACUCGCUAAAAGGGAGACAGCUGAAUCUAAGGAAGAUGUUGAAGCUAAACGCGCUGUCAUUGAUCUUUACGCUGAAAUCGUUAACGCAUAUUCAUCUCCUCCUGUUUCUCGUUCAGCAAAUUACACGACUGGAGAGAUUUCACGUACGAUAAAUCCCAGUCGCAUUCCAAGCAAUGAAAAUUUCGAGACUCCCAAUGAUGUCCAUCCAAUGAUGUCCAAUCAGUUGACGAAAAACUUGGAGAUGCAGAGGAAGCCAAACGAGCGAAAGAAUUCAACGGGAGCUGGAAAUAAUUCUAUUGGGGGAAAGGAUAUUCCUUCCAGGCCUUCCAGGAUCGACUUUGAAGCCACUAGCAGAGAGUCAUCCGCAUCAAGAUCAUCAUCAACGACUCGAAAGCGACGCAGACGGCGAGGGUCAACUACGAAAGGAAUAACUCAUGUCAAGACGUUCGAUGACACAUUGCAGAUAAAUGCGAAUGAACCGGGGAAAGAACAACAGACAAAUUGCAGGAACAAGGAUGGAUUGCUCACUAGAAUGACUGGACGUAGUCUAAGAUCGUCUGCUAUCAAUGAUGAAGCUGCCAACAUAAUUGUGGAACCAUUGAGAGUCCAAACUCGUGUGAAGGUUCAAUCUAUCAUGAGUUACACCACUGAUCUGAUACUUUUUCUUGGUGCCCUUUACAUUUAUCUGUUUAAAAAGGAAAUACUAGCUGUUCCCCUCAUCGGACUCGUACUCUACCGUAGAAUACAAUCAGAUUUAACAAAUUGGAUUCCACAUUAAUAUAAGACAAUACAGAGCAAUACAUUCAAACACAGAGCGAAAUAUUAAUUAAAAAUUACGUAUCUUUACGGUACUUCCGAAGUAGUUAUAGGAAAUUUUACGAAACUGUCACGUAAUUUUUUCUGAAAGUUCUGUAAUUUUUAUCUGAGUCAUCUGUGGAAAAUUACGAUACCAUCGGACAAAAUUUCCCAGUCGAUUCCGCAUAUAAUCGAUGAGAGAACUGUGAGGUUCGUAAUUUUUACUAAAUAUUUGUUUUCGAGCACAUGAGGU